This is a messenger RNA of Chaetura pelagica (chimney swift), 192 nucleotides long. Its product is annotated as 60S ribosomal protein L17. The record is from RefSeq and is a predicted model, not a curated record. The annotation marks the transcript as partial. NCBI's taxonomy places the organism in Eukaryota, Metazoa, Chordata, Aves, Apodiformes, Apodidae. Gene Ontology annotation, biological process: cytoplasmic translation. Gene Ontology annotation, cellular component: cytosolic large ribosomal subunit; ribosome. The transcript has a single exon. Gene Ontology annotation, molecular function: structural constituent of ribosome.
GGCCUGGAUGUGGACUCCCUGGUGAUCGAGCACAUCCAGGUGAACAAGGCCCCCAAGAUGCGCCGACGCACCUACCGGGAGCGUGGCAGGAUCAACCCCUACAUGAGCUCCCCCUGCCACAUCGAGAUGAUCCUCACCGAGAAGGAGCAGAUCGUCCCCAAGCCCGAGGAGGAGGUUGCUCAGAAGAAAAAG